AUGAGCGCUUCCCCCGAUGGUGCGACUGCGGUAGCCGCGCCUGCAGAAUCCUCUCCUCCCCCAGCCACCGUCAAUGCCGAAACCAUCGCCCAAGGCAAGGAAAAAGCAAAGGAGAUCCUCGCGGCAUCCGGUAUUGAUGUCACAAAGGAUGAUGCAGCGGCAGCAGCCAAAUAUGAUACCACAAAGGAUGAUACUGCUUUAGAACCCAAUGGCCAGAGCGAAAGUCCCGGCGCGAAUCGAAAGCGCAAACGCGAAACCCCCAUUGAUCGUAUCCAAGCAGACGAGUAUGUUCAGCGCGAAUAUCACUACAAAGCCCUCUUAGCAGAACAGCUCAAUCACCCCGUACCGGCGCAAGAAAAGAGGCAAGAGCUCACAUUUUAUCAAAAUCUCCGACCACGACGAGAACAUGACCCUGGCUCCAUCUUUGGAUAUGGCUACGCAGGCUACGGCAAUCCCAGGACCGAUGAGAAAAACAUUCGGGACCCAAUUAUAUAUCCCCGCCAGAGGAGACCUGGGAAAAGAAAAACUCUGCCGCCGCGGGUGUCCCGAAAAGAACAAAUCAUUCAAGCAGAGCAGAGCGAGGACCUGGUCCCCAUCCGUCUCGACAUCGAUUGGGGCAAGAUCAAAUUAAGGGACACGUUCACCUGGAAUCUCCACGACCGCACGACUCCUAUCGAUUAUUUUGCUGAGAAGUUGGUGGAGGAUUUUGGUCUCGAGGUGCAAAAUUGUCGACCGCUUGUCCAUGCCGUGGCAGCCAGCAUGCGCGAACAAAUCAGCGAUUAUUGCCCUCAGAUUUACACAGAUCAAGAGCCAUCAGAACCUUCACUGCCUUAUUUUGCGUACAAGAACGAUGAAAUGCGGAUUCUGGUAAAGCUGAACAUCACAAUUGGCCAAAACACCCUCAUCGAUCAAUUUGAGUGGGAGAUCAACAAUCCGUACAACUCUCCAGAAGAAUUUGCUCGUCAAAUGACCAAUGAUCUAUCGCUCGCGGGAGAGUUCACCACGGCAAUAGCACAUUCCAUCCGCGAACAAUGCCAACUGUUUUCCAAGUCCCUGCAUAUCACCGGACAUCCCUUCGAUGGUCGUCCUGUUGAGGACCCAGAUUUGAGAGAAAACUUCUUGCAGUCGCCGUUACCGAGCACAUUCCGUCCUUACCAGUCAGCGAAAGACUAUACACCCUAUUUGUACGAGCUCAACGAAGCCGAUCUGGAGCGAACCGAGCUGUCUAUCUCGCGCGAACAGAGAAGACAGAAACGGUCCACCAAUCGGCGUGGAGGCCCAGCCUUGCCAGACCUCAAAGAUCGUCAGCGUACUAUUCGAUCGCUUGUCGUUUCUUCCGUCAUCCCUGGAGGUGCCCUGAGUCUGGAGGAAAGUCGUAUAUUCAGAAUCUCCAAAGCCAGUCGCCGAUCGGGGCGUGGGGCCGGACAACGAGAUGGUUUCGAAGAUUCCGACGAGUCAGACAGCGAGGAUUCCGCUCCAGAUUCACCGGCCAUUCCCACGCACUUGUUACAACAAGGAACCGCCCGCACGAGGGGCAUUAGAAACGCUGCUCUAACAGCAUCAGCAGGAAUUCGGUCCAAUCUAAGCGGAUUUGCCUCCGUCCGGUCUGCAACUCCAGAGUCCGUAACGCCAGGUCACCAUGAAGGCCGAGCCUCUGCCAGGAAGAGAGAUUACAAAGAAGAAAGCGACGAAGAGUCUGGGCCGGAGAAACUCAUUGUGACAUUGAAAGUAGGCAGGGCAAAACUUCGUGAAUGGCAACGCGCACAACGAGCCAGAGAUAGGGCGACUCUGGUCUCAAAUCAGGGCAGUCCGCGUCCCGACACUCAUUCAAGGUCUGUCUCUGCUGCCCCAUUGAACCUCGCCGCCAUGCCACCUCCUUCGCCGGUCCCAGAUAUCCGAGGUGCUGUAGAUGCUACACAUCAUCCUCCCAGUUCCACACAUCCUGCCCCUCCGCCACCUGACUGGCUAGUUCAAGAUUUGGAGCGACUACGGAAAUCCUACCCGAAUGAUCGAUUCGAGGGUAUCAUGAAGCAUACCGCCAUCGAUCCUAAAACUCAGAAGCUUGUUCCUCCGAACGAAACAAAUCAAUCUUUUCCACACAAAUAUAUCCCGAGGAUAAGGUGCCACGAUUGCCCGGGCCGGAUUUAUCUCCCCGAUCCAGACAACUUUGACAAUCAUCUGAGAAACACGAAACACCGAGCGAACGUGAAUGAGCGACUGGGAAAGAAAGGGGCUUGA
This is a messenger RNA of Rhinocladiella mackenziei CBS 650.93, 2238 nucleotides long. RefSeq lists its product as uncharacterized. The transcript is spliced from 2 exons. Lineage: Eukaryota; Fungi; Ascomycota; Eurotiomycetes; Chaetothyriales; Herpotrichiellaceae. Gene Ontology annotation, biological process: regulation of transcription by RNA polymerase II; chromatin remodeling. Gene Ontology annotation, molecular function: transcription coregulator activity. Gene Ontology annotation, cellular component: SWI/SNF complex; nucleus; nuclear chromosome. The record is from RefSeq and is a predicted model, not a curated record. The coding region runs from base 1 to 2238 and encodes 745 amino acids.